GCGCUCCGGGGACCUACCCAGGACCAGCCGAUCAGCCAAGCAGCCAGCCGCUGCGGCCACCCACCGCCAGAGGCGACUUGCCGGCCAGCACGGGACAGGACGCGCCAGGACAGGCGAGCGCAAGGCAGAAGGGAGCUGCACCCCGUUUGGCUGCGCCCCGACAUCCCUCCGAUCCGAGCUCUGGGGCCGGGAGCCCCCCAGCUCCGGGUCCAAAGUUCUGGGAGCAGCAGCCGCACUUCCUCCAGGUGAACUAUGACCACUUUACUUCUGCUCUUGGCCACCCUGAGGGUCGCUGCCACCACCGAGACCAUGCAAGCACCAGCCCCUGACAACUCCCUGAGCGUCAGCAUCCCCGAGCCGUCCCCUCUGCAGGCUCCGCUGGGCAGUACCAUCACCAUCCCCUGUUACUUCAUUGACCCUGUGCUUCCCGUCACUACUGCACCUGCCACUGCCCCACUCAGCCCAAGGAUCAAGUGGAGCCGCGUAGCCAAGGACAGCGAGGUGGUGCUGCUCGUGGCCACAGAGGGGCAGGUGCGGGUCAGCAGCGCCUACCAGGACCGGGCGUCCCUCCCCAACUAUCCGGCCAUCCCCAGCGACGUCACUUUGGAGCUGCAGCAGCUCCGCACCAAUGACUCGGGUGUCUACCGCUGCGAGGUGGUCCACGGCAUUGAGGACAGUCGGGCUACGCUGGAAGUGCUGGUGAAAGGCAUCGUGUUCCACUAUAGAGCCAUCUCCACCCGAUACACUCUUGACUUCGACCGUGCGCAGCGAGCCUGCUUGCAGAACAGUGCCAUCAUUGCCAGCCCUGAGCAGCUGCAGGCUGCGUACGAGGACGGAUUCCACCAGUGCGAUGCUGGCUGGCUGGCUGACCAGACAGUACGGUACCCCAUCCACACCCCACGGGAAGGCUGCUAUGGAGACAAGGACGAGUUCCCGGGCGUGAGAACCUACGGGAUCCGCGACACCAACGAGACCUAUGAUGUCUACUGCUUUGCCGAGGACAUGGAGGGCGAGGUCUUCUAUGCCACAUCCCCGGACAAGUUCACUUUCCAGGAGGCUGCCUCUGAGUGCCAGAGGCUGGGUGCCCGGCUGGCCACCACGGGCCAGCUCUACCUGGCCUGGCAGGCGGGCAUGGACCAGUGCAGUGCUGGCUGGCUAGCCGACCGCAGCGUGCGCUACCCGAUUUCCAAGGCGAGGCCCAACUGCGGCGGGAACACGCUGGGCGUGAGGACAGUGUACUUGCACGACAAUCAGACCGGCUACCCCGAGCCCUGGUCCCGCUAUGACGCCAUCUGCUACACAGGAGAAGACUUCGUGGACAUCCCAGAAAAUUUCUUUGGGGCAGGCGGUGAGGACAUUACCAUCCACACAGUCACCUGGCCCGAUCUGGAGCUGCCACUGGCCCCACGGAACAUCACCGAGGGUGAGGCUCGGGGCAACGUGAUCCUCACAGCCAAGCCCAUCUUCGAAGCCCAGUCUACGAUGCCCGGGUCAGAAGAUGCCUUCACCUUUAUCCCACCCGACUUUCACGGGAGCGAGACGGAAACCAGGGAGACCCCUGCGCCCUGGGACCAUGCCGAGGAGCCCACGCCUCGUCCUGGCUCCAUCACCUCCUUCACCAGCCAGGACCUGGUGGUGCAGGUGACCGCAGCACCGGGAGCCAUGGAAGUACCAGGGCAGCCGCGACUGACCACAGGGGUCGUGUUUCACUACCGCCCGGGCUCCACCCGCUACUCGCUGACCUUCGAGGAGGCGCAGCAGGCCUGCCUGAGCACCGGGGCUGUCAUGGCCUCUCCGGAGCAGCUGCAGGCAGCCUACGAGGCUGGCUACGAACAGUGUGACGCGGGCUGGCUGCAGGAUCAGACUGUCAGGUACCCCAUUGUGAGUCCCCGGACCCCCUGUGUCGGGGACAAGGACAGCAGCCCAGGGGUGCGGACCUAUGGCGUGCGCCCCACGUCCGAGACGUACGACGUUUACUGCUACGUGGACCGGCUGGAGGGGGAAGUUUUCUUCACCACUCGCCCGGAGCUGUUCACCUUCCAGGAGGCGCUGGACGCGUGUGCGGGCCACCAGGCCACACUGGCCACCACGGGCCAGCUGUACGCCGCCUGGAGCCGUGGCCUGGACAAGUGCCAUGCGGGCUGGCUGGCAGACGGCGCCCUGCGCUACCCCAUCGUGACCCCGCGGCCGUCCUGUGGUGGGGACAGGCCGGGUGUACGCACUGUGUACCUACACAACAACCAGACGGGCCUCCCUGACCCACUCUCCCGGCACCACGCCUUCUGCUUCCGAGGUACGACGGCAACGGCCAGCCCAGGAGAAAGAAGGGACACCCCUCCGCCACCCCCGGCCCAGGAGGACCUGCUGAUGACUCAAGUGGCCCCUGGCGUGGCCGCACGCCCCCCGGGGGAGACAGUGACCAUCACCCCAGAGCCCGACACCCCGACGGAGUGGGAGUCUGUCUACACCCCCUCCAGUCUGUCCCCACAGCCAGGGCUCGCUCCCAUGUGGCCUCCCACAGACAUGGACACAAAGGAGAGCACUGAAGGCCCGUCUGUGUCCCCCGGACCCUCUGAGAAGCCGUCGACUCUAUUCCCUCUGGGGCCCAGUGGGACCCAGCAGCCAGGCACUGAGGAAACAUCUGGGGACCUCGUAGGCAGUGGAGAUGCUUCCGGCUACCUGGACUCCAAGGGGCAGCCCUCAGGAGGGAGUGGACUGUCUUCAGGAGACCUGAGUCCCACCGUCCCCCCUGCUGGGGGUUCAGGCCUGCCCGAGGAAAGUGGGUCAGCCUCUGGGGAUGGAGACAGAAUUGUGGGGUCCAGUGUUCCUGACACUGGAAUGUUUCCCUCAGGGGGCAAGGAUAGAGAGCCUCCUGCCUCUGGGGGAAGGGAGCCCAGUGGACUUCCUUCUGGAGAACUUCCAGAAGUUUCUGCCUCUGGAGGACAGGAAUUCAGCGGACUUCCUUCUGGAGAAGUUCCAGAUGUUUCUGCCUCUGGAGGACAAGAAUUCAGUGAACUUCCUUCUGGAGAAGUUCCAGAUGUUUCUGCCUCUGGAGGACAGGAGUUCAGUGGUUUUCCUUCUGGAGAAGUUCCAGAAGUUUCCACCUCUGGGGGAGAAGAGCUCAGCAGACUUCCUUCUGGAGAAGUUCCAGAAGUUUCCGCCUCUGGAGGACAGGAGUUUAGCGAACUUCCUUCUGGAGAAAUUCCAGAUGUUUCUACCUCUGGGGGAGAGGAACUCAGUGGAAUUCCUUCUAAAGAAUUUCCAGAAGUUUCUCUCUCUGGAGGAGGGGAGCUCAGCGGACUUCCUUCUGGAGACGUUCCAGAAGUCUCUGCCUCUGGAGGACAGGAUCUCAGUGGAAUUCCUUCUGGAGAAAUUCCAGAAGUUUUUCUCUCUGGAGGAGGGGAACUCAGCAGACUGCCUUCUGGAGAAGUUCCAGAAGUGUCCGCCUCUGGAGGAGAGGAGCUCAGUAGAAUUCCUUCGAAAGAAUUUCCAGAAGUUUCUCUCUCUGGAGGAGGAGAGCUCAGUGGACUUGCUUCUGGAGAAGUUCCAGAAGUUUCUGCUUCUGGAAAGGAGAGCCUGGAAAUGUCUGCAUCUGGGCUUGAGGAACUCAGCGGGCUGUCCUCAGGGAAGGGAGACUUUGGGGGCUUGGGCAGGCUGCCCCCGGGACUCAGAGGUGAGUAUUCUGGGGUAGAGCCUGGGAGCGGCAUGUCCUCCGGCCUGCCUGAGAUCAGCGGCCUUCCUUCAGGGAUUCCCACAGUCUCCCUGGUGGACUCCACACUGGUUGAGGUGUUCACAGCCACCACGGCAGCUGAGCUGGAGGGCCGGGGGACCCUGGGGGUCAGUGGUGCCGGUCACGUCUCGGGGUUCCCAUGGGCAGAGGAGCAGGAUGUUAGUGGGGAGGGGAGCGGAUCCUCUUCUGGUUUGGUGAUGAUGUUGGGGAUUCCUCUGGAAACAUCUGGAAUGCCCGAUCUCAGCGGAGAAGCUUCUGGAAUUUCUACAGGCAGCACCGAAUCAUCUGGCAUAACUGGCCUGAGUGAGGGCAUAUCGGGGAUCCCCGAUAUCAGCGGGGAUCCUGGGACCCCUUCGGGAGCGGCGAGUGGCAGUGGAGACUCCUUGGGCAUCACCUUUGUGGACACAAGCUUGGUGGAAGUGACCCCAACCACAUUCAAAGAAGAGGAAGGUUUGGGGUCCACGGAGCUCAGUGGCUUCCCAUCGGGGGAGACAGAGCUGGCUAGUGCUUCGGGCACCAUGGAUGGCAGUGGACAAGCUCCUGGCAUCACAGUGCCCUGGGCACCGAGUUCGCAGCCCACAGAACUCCAGGGGCUGCCGAGUAGUGAGACAGAGGCCAGUGGAGACAUCUCUGGGGCUGAGAUGGCCAGUGGGGACCUCUCAGGGCUCCCCAAGAUCUCCCUUGUGAACAGAACUUUGGUGGUUUCUGGGACCCUGGCUCCUACUGCCCAGGAAGCCGAAGGGUCUUCGGGCACCUGGGAACUCAGCGGGGUCUCGUCGGGGUCCUGGGACGUAAGUGGAUUCCAGCCCAGCAGGGCACCCCCAAGUUCCCCACCUUUCAGUGGAGACUUCCCCAGCCCCACAGUAGAUAUCAGCGGGGACAGUUCGGCGGCCACCAGCACCAGUGGGGACACUGAGGGGCUCCCGGAUGUGACGCUCAUCACCUCUGAGUUCCUGGAGGGAGUCACAAGCCCCACGCUACCGCAGGAACUGGGUCAGAGAACCCCUGCAACACACAUUCCCCCUGUACUGGGGUCCAGCGGGGAAGGAUCAGGGUCUGGGGACACGGACAAGAAAACUCUGGAGUCCGAGACAGAAAGCUCGGUGGUGCUGGAAUUCAGCAAAGAGACACUCACUUACCCUUCCUCCCAAACGGGGACAUCAGCCAGCCCCGAGGCCAGUGGAGAACACUCGGGGUCCCUUGAUUUGGGCGAAGCCCCCUCUUCCUUCCCAGAAGCCUACCCGGGGGUAUCCGGGGAGGACUUGGCGGCCUCCGAGGUGAGUGGAGAGACGGUGCUGCCCACGGAAGCCUCCCCCAAGGGUCCUGAAACAUCGGGCUGGAGUCUGGAGCCCCCUACAGCUUCUGGAGACAGGACAGAGGGUUCUAGCUCAGGGCUGGACAUCGUCAUCUCCACACAGGCCUCUGAGUCUGAGUGGGUCCCGCCAAGCCAGCCCCCCGCAGAGGCACUGGAAGAAAUUGAGACAUCCGGAACAGAGCAUUCGGGAGAAGAGACCCAAGCAGCGGCCGCACCUAGCCCGGCUUCUCCAGAAGACACCGAUGACGACGAUGAGGCAGAAACCACCUCUGCAGAUCCCCCCAGGUCCUGUGCCGAGGUUCACUGUGGAGCUGGGACCUGCCAGGAGACAGAGGGACGCGUCGUGUGCCUGUGCCCCGAGGGUCACACCGGUGAGCACUGUGAUGGAGACAUUGAUGAGUGCUUCUCAAAUCCUUGCCGGAAUGGAGCCACCUGCGUGGACGCGCCCGCCGCUUUUACAUGCUUAUGCCUUCCCAGCUACCGAGGGGACCGGUGCGAGACGGAUCAGGACCUGUGUGAUGAGGGCUGGACCAAGUUCCAAGGUCAUUGCUACCGCCAUGUGCCCGAGCGUGCCACAUGGGCAGAUGCCGAGGGCCACUGCCGUGCCCUGGACGCGCAUUUGAGCAGCAUCGUCACCCCCGAGGAGCAGGAGUUCGUCAACAGCAACGCUCAGGACUACCAGUGGAUCGGCCUGAAUGAUCGGACCAUCGAAGGGGAUUUCCGCUGGUCUGACGGGCACUCCUUGCAAUUCGAGAACUGGCGCCCCAACCAGCCUGACAAUUUCUUUGCCACGGGCGAGGACUGCGUGGUUAUGAUCUGGCACGAGAAGGGCGAAUGGAACGAUGUGCCGUGCAACUACCACCUGCCAUUCACCUGCAAAAAGGGCACAGUGGCCUGCGGACAGCCCCCCGCGGUGGAGCACGCCCGGCCUUUGGGACGCCCCAAAGCACGCUACGAGAUCAACACAGUGGAGCGGUACCAGUGUGCCCCAGGCUUCGUACAGCGUCAUGUGCCCACCAUCCGCUGCCAGCCCAGCGGCCAGUGGGAGCAGCCACGGAUCACCUGCACUGACCCUGCCCCCUACAAGCAGAGACGCCAGGAACGCAGCCCUCGGAGGACACUGCCAGGCCAGGCACACUGAACCAGGGCCGUCAGGGAAUACGUCCCAGAGGGAUCAAGCCAGGCCCACCUCGUGUAUGCACCCCUUUCCCAGCGUCCUCCCACUGUUGCCAACACCGCAGCCCGCCCCCACCCCCAUCACACACAA
Messenger RNA from Suncus etruscus (white-toothed pygmy shrew), 6312 nucleotides. RefSeq names its product aggrecan (gene ACAN). Gene Ontology annotation, biological process: cell adhesion. NCBI's taxonomy places the organism in Eukaryota, Metazoa, Chordata, Mammalia, Eulipotyphla, Soricidae. Bases 253 to 6186 code for a protein of 1977 amino acids. Gene Ontology annotation, molecular function: calcium ion binding; hyaluronic acid binding. The record is from RefSeq and is a predicted model, not a curated record. The transcript is spliced from 21 exons.